Messenger RNA from Plasmopara halstedii, 1152 nucleotides. RefSeq names its product Interferon-related protein PC4 like. The transcript has 10 exons. Lineage: Eukaryota; Oomycota; Peronosporomycetes; Peronosporales; Peronosporaceae. The record is from RefSeq and is a predicted model, not a curated record. Bases 1 to 1152 code for a protein of 383 amino acids.
AUGGCUGCAUCUGUUACAUUAGGAGGCAUCAAAUUAUGGGAAAGAAGAGCGGAGGAAGACGGUGUAUGCGCCUUGAAAACGAUAAUGAAUACGGGCUACUCGAAAAAUGUGGACGACGAGCACAAAAUUGAUAAAACGAUAGCGAGCCUGACCGAAAAACGAACGAGGACUCGAGUAGCUGCCCUGGAGAAAUUAACUACACACUUACUGAAUUGCUUGGCUCCUGAAGAUGUCAGUGACAGCUUCAUUAAUAAUGUGCUAGAAUGCCUUCGUAAGCCUUCAGAAGAAGAAGCUGUACUAGGAUCCCGUAUAUUAGCUAUCAUGGCUAUUAUAUUUGGAAGCAACGAGGAGCGCUUCUUUCACCGGUCAAAGCACGUGUUAAGGCCACUAAUUAGGAACGCUCGAAAUGCGAAAGUGAAAUCUUCGACCAUCCAUGCGCUAGGACUAAUCGGCUUUUUGUGCAUCGUUGAAAACGAAAACACUGAGGACCUGAUGAAGCUGUUUGAAACGUUUUUUAAUCUGAGCGUACAUAGCAGCAUUUGCAAAGCCGCUCUUGAGUCUUGGGGCCUGAUUGCAUCCUCGUUGACAGAUGAGAUGCUCGCGAGCGAAUCAUUUUUGGAAAGAAUUGUGCCACAGAUUUUAGCUUUGCUUGAUCACAAAGAUGUUGAUGUGCGCUCGUCUGCAGGUGAAAAUCUCGCGCUGCUGCACGAAAGCGCGGAGAAUUGCAGUGUUUCGUUGCCAUGUGGUGAAGACAUUGUGGUUCAGAUUCUUGAAAUGUCAAAGGACGGUAACAAAAGAAGUAGCAAAAAAGAUCGCAAAACUCAGCACAUUGUAUUUCGCGAUAUUCACUCGACGCUUGCUAACAGUGAGACUCCACACGUCUCUUUUUUGGUGAGAGGCAAGAUGCUGGAUAUAAGAUCGUGGAAAUCUGUCAAACAGUUUGAAGCGGUGAAGGGAUGCCUACAAACAGGUCUUCAAGAUCACAUCACGUACAAUAAUGCGUUGCGCGCGAUGCUAGGUUUGCCGGAAACUUUUGAAGACCACAAAAUCGACAGGCGCGAUCUUUUCAACAAAAACUCUGCUAUGAAAAAGCAACGCAACAAUGAACUGAAGGGGGACCGUAAACCCUUUGGGCUGACGCAACAUUUAUGA